Messenger RNA from Bactrocera oleae (olive fruit fly), 1930 nucleotides. Its product is annotated as vitellogenin-1. Lineage: Eukaryota; Metazoa; Arthropoda; Insecta; Diptera; Tephritidae. Gene Ontology annotation, biological process: lipid catabolic process. Gene Ontology annotation, molecular function: lipase activity. The record is from RefSeq and is a predicted model, not a curated record.
GCUCAUAGUUUUGACUGAUAACGUAUGAUCGUGUACACAUACACGCAUACAUAUAUACAGCGCUUUAGGGAAUAGAUUAAACUACUCGUAAAACUACCUAUAAUGCCUUCUAAUCACCGAACCUUUCGCUUAUCACCCCAAUCUACAGUUGCUUUCACUGUUGCAUUCAGCUGAUCUUGGCAAAAAGUCUAGCGCCUGCAACGCCGCCGUGCCUUCAGACACGUCGGCAAUACUUGUAUUGCAAUUCAGCAAAAACAAUAAUAUCAACGAAAAAAGUUUUAUCAAGGCGACUUAAGGUGCGGUCAACGCACUGUCGUUGCCGAUAAUGUAAACAACACUUUGUUGCAUAAGAAUACUCACCGUUAAUUUGUUGUAAUAAUUUAAUUAAUUGCAAAAGUUUCGAGCGCUUUGCUGAGUCCAAGUGUUUUUCAUAUAAAAACAACUCGCAAACAAGGUGAAAGCACAGUUCGCACUGAGUUGUACCUGAGAGCAAUAUGAAGCUGCUGAAAACAUUCGGUUUGUUGGUUUUAUUAGUUGGCGCUGCCAGCGCUGGCCAUAAGCAAGGCAAUCAACGCAGAAGCAAUACACAACAAUCGAGCAAUCUCAAACCGACCGACUGGCUGUCGGUGCAGGAGCUGCAAUCUUUGCCCUCAGCGGAGGAUAUCACCUUGCAACAGUUGGAGAAUAUGUCGGUGCAGGAAGGCGAGCGUUUGAUUGGACAGAUUUAUCAUCUCUUUAAAAUCGAUCGCAAUCUGCGCCCAACUUACGUGCCUAGCGCCAGCAAUGUGCCCGUGGUCUUCGUGAGACCUAAUGGACAGAGUGUGGAGACCAACCUCAACGAAAUGGUCGCGAACGCCAAGCAACAACCCAAUUUCGGCAGCGAGGAGGUGACCAUCUUUAUUACUGGUCUACCGCAGACCAGCGCCGCUGUCGCCAGGGCUAACAAGAAGUUGGUGCAAGCCUACAUGCAACGCUACUAUGGACAACAACAGCCGGUGAAUGCCAACAACCAGGAUUAUGAUUAUAAUGAACGUCAGCCAGCCACUUCAAGCGAAGAGGACUACAGCGAAUCCUGGAAGCAGCCUAAACAAAAUAGGGGCAAUCUUGUCAUCAUCAAACUGGGCGCCACCUUGACGAACCUGAAACGCUAUGCGCUGCUCGAUAUUGAACAAACCGGCCAAAUGAUCGGCAAAGCGCUCGUCCAACUCACCGAUGAGGCUGAUGUACCACAGGAGAUCAUACAUGUGAUUGGUCAGGGUAUUGGCGCACAGGUAGCCGGUGCAGCUGGUCGUCAAUACAAGCGCUGGACUGGUCACCAAUUGCGUCGCAUUACCGCUUUGGACCCCGCGAAGAUCUUCGCCAGCAACAAUAAUGUGUUGACCGGUUUGGCGCGUGGUGAUGCCGAUUUCGUCGAUGCCAUACACAGCAGCACCUGCGGCAUGGGCACACGCCAACGUGUCGGUGAUGUUGAUUUUUACGUCAAUGGUCCAGCCUCUACCGCGCCAGGUGCUGACAACGUCUUGGAGGCAACUAUGCGCGCUACACGCUACUACGCCGAGUCGGUGCGUCCCGGUAAUGAGCGUAAUUUUGCUGCUGUGCCUGCCAGCUCGAUGCAACAGUAUGAAAGCAAUGAGGGUUAUGGCAGACGCGCUUAUAUGGGUAUUGCUACGCAGUACGAUUUGAAAGGUGACUAUGUGCUCAAUGUGAAUGCAAAGAGUCCUUUCGGUAAGAGCGCUCCAGCUCAGAAGCAAGGCACUUAUCAUGGUUUGCAUCAGACAUGGCGCAACGACAAGAAGAACAACUAAUACUAAUGAACAUAAUGACACUGGAUGGUUGAGAAAUACCUGUGACUAUAACUAACCUCAAAACUUUUGUACUUUUAUAUAAUCUCGUGGCAAAUGAAUAUAAAUUAAAAAGAAAAUCGACAAAA